This is a messenger RNA of Tachyglossus aculeatus (Australian echidna), 2162 nucleotides long. RefSeq names its product aldehyde dehydrogenase 1 family member A1 (gene ALDH1A1). NCBI's taxonomy places the organism in Eukaryota, Metazoa, Chordata, Mammalia, Monotremata, Tachyglossidae. The record is from RefSeq and is a predicted model, not a curated record. Gene Ontology annotation, molecular function: benzaldehyde dehydrogenase (NAD+) activity. The transcript is spliced from 13 exons. The coding region runs from base 62 to 1597 and encodes 511 amino acids.
CAAAAAUCACUGAGCUUGUCUGAUACUUCAUUUCACCUGUAUUUCAGGAACUAGCCUAGAAAUGUCAUCUGCCAAUGUGAAAAAACAGACCCCAGGCAACCAACCUGCUCCAAGUUUGCCUGCACCACUCACUGAUUGGAAAAUCCAGUAUACUAAGAUAUUCAUUAACAAUGAAUGGCACAAUUCAGUUAGUGGCAAGAAAUUCCCAGUCUAUAAUCCUGCGACUGAAGAAAAAAUCUGCGAGGUAGAAGAAGGAGAUAAGGAGGACAUUGACAAAGCUGUGAAGGCUGCAAGGCAGGCUUUUCAAAUUGGGUCACCGUGGCGUACAAUGGAUGCUUCUGAGAGAGGAAGACUCUUGAACAAGCUGGCAGAUUUAAUUGAAAGGGAUCGUCUUCUGUUGGCAAUGAUCGAAUCGGUGAAUGGAGGAAAACUGUUUUCAAGUGCAUUCACAAUGGACUUGGGUGGCUGUGUUAAAACUUUGCGCUACUGUGCAGGUUGGGCUGACAAGGUCCAUGGCCGCACCAUCCCAAUGGAUGGAAACUUUUUUACAUUUACAAAGCAUGAACCGAUUGGUGUUUGUGGCCAAAUCAUUCCUUGGAAUUUUCCUUUGGUCAUGUUUGUUUGGAAGAUUGGACCUGCCCUUUGCUGUGGAAACACAGUGGUUGUCAAGCCAGCAGAACAAACUCCUCUGACUGCCCUAUACAUGGGUUCCUUAAUCAAAGAGGCUGGAUUUCCACCUGGGGUGGUGAAUAUUGUUCCUGGUUAUGGCCAUACUGCUGGAGCAGCUAUUUCCUCUCACAUGGAUGUUGAUAAAGUGGCCUUCACCGGGUCCACGGAGGUUGGUAAAUUGAUCAAAGAAGCUGCUGGAAAGAGCAAUCUGAAGAGGGUCACUUUGGAGCUUGGUGGAAAAAGCCCUUGCAUCAUAUUUGCUGAUGCAGAUUUGGACAGUGCUGUGGAAUAUGCACACGUGGGUGUGUUCUACCACCAAGGCCAGUGUUGCAUUGCAGCAUCUCGGGUUUUUGUGGAAGAACCUAUUUAUGAUGAGUUUGUUCGCCGGAGUGUGGAACGUGCUAAGAGGUACACGCUUGGAAACCCAUUGACUCCUGGAGUUGAACAAGGUCCUCAGAUUGAUAAGGAACAGUAUCAGAAAAUACUUGAUCUAAUUGAGAGUGGGAAAAAGCAAGGCGCCAAGCUGGAAUGUGGAGGAGGCCCUUGGGGAAACAAAGGCUAUUUUGUCCAGCCCACGGUUUUCUCUAAUGUGACAGAUGAGAUGCGCAUCGCCAAAGAAGAGAUAUUUGGGCCAGUGCAACAGAUCAUGAAGUUUAAAACUAUAGAUGAAGUGAUCAAGAGGGCAAAUAACACUCUCUAUGGUUUAGCAGCAGGGGUUUUUACCCAAGACCUGGAUAAAGCCUUGACCCUUUCAUCUGCCCUUCAGGCUGGAACAGUGUGGGUUAACUGCUAUAGUGCAGUUUCUUCUCAAUGUCCCUUUGGAGGAUUCAAGAUGUCUGGGAAUGGCCGAGAACUGGGAGAAUACGGCAUCCAAGAAUACACAGAAGUCAAAACUGUCACUGUCAAAAUUUCGGAGAAGAACUCUUAAGGCUGCUGCCAGAGUGGAACAUAACCUCUUCGAUGUCAAGCGCAACUUACAAUGGCUAGCUUAUUGUGAAAGAUUUUAGAUCUAAGAGAUUUUUUUCCUGAUUGGUUUAAAAAGAUGAGCUUUUAAUUAUAUUAGCAGCAAUAUGCAAAGUAUAGAAACUUUAAAUGUGACAUUCUAAAAAGAUCACUUACUUUCUGACAUUCAAGCAAAUCAACCAAUUCUUGUGUUCUAGUCAAAUGAGACAUACUUUUUCUGAUAUACAAUCUCUCCAGCACUGUAGCAAUCACACUUUUCUAGUACAUACUUCUUGUACAGUUUGAUUUGCCAUGUGGUGUUUCAUUUUAGAAAUGUGGGAUGACCAGGUGUUGUUAUGCUUUGUUUCUUUAAUGACCAUUUAAGAAAAGCACUUAAUUUACAUACGUAAUAUCAGAUAGAUGCUCUGCUCAGUUUUGGUGAUGUGUUAGUUGUCUUUUGAAUGUUUCUAAUCAUGCUAAACCUGUUUAUCCAAUCAAGUAAUACUAAACUGUAAUCUGGAUGUAAACCUCAUUAAAACAAUAAAAACUUA